GCAUUUCAUUUUUAGCAGCAUCAGUGGCAUCAUUUUGAUAUUAUUAUUUACCAUCAGUUUUCUCCAGCGAUAUAUCGUCGUUGUAAAGGUGUGACAGGCCUGGGGGCUUGGACCUGCCAGUGUUUUUGUUUGGGCUUUUUGCCUCUUUCUCUCUCACCGCAGCAGCGCCGACAGAGUGAGGCUUCCUUCCUGCCUCGAAGUUUCACCUCCAGUUUAGCACCAGAGCGACAGAAGAAUGAGCACAGAGCGACAGAAGAGCGACUGCAGCCACACGAGGACAAACCCGACCGUAACCAUGGACUACCUCUUUUGACCGAGCCCUGCGGCGUGUCGCGCGGGGGCCCACGUCUGAGCCGCCGGGCGUGCGGUGGCGUGAGCGCGGCGAUGGCGCGGUGCAGGUAGCGCGGCGUUUGUGCUCGGGUGCGGCGAGAUCAUGCAGGCCUCGCGCUGAUGGACAAGGACAAGAGGAGGUUCAACCUGAGCCGCCUCCUGGCCCAUUACCUGCCCAAGAAGAGCCCGGCCCCGUGUCCCAGGGAGAGCGGCCGGCAGCCUGCGCCAGACCCACCCUGGACGGUAGGACCACGACCGCAGCUCAACUCUGAGGAGCGAGUAGGAAGUCAGCAGUGUCGGGAAGGUUACUUUUCAAAUGAUGACGGAGAGAUUAAGGAGAUCAACAUCACACAUGUGGUGAAGGAGGGCUCGGAGAAAGCAGAUGCCUCACAGUUUGAGCUGCUCAAGGUCCUGGGGCAGGGCUCCUUCGGGAAGGUGUUUUUGGUUCGGAAGGUGACUCCUCCUGAUGCCAACCACCUCUACGCCAUGAAGGUCCUGAAGAAGGCCACGCUCAAAGUGAGAGACAGAGUUCGGACCAAGAUGGAGCGGGACAUCCUGGCCGACGUCAACCAUCCUUUCGUGGUCAAGCUGCACUAUGCUUUUCAGACCGAAGGGAAGUUGUACUUGAUCCUGGACUUUCUGCGAGGAGGAGAUCUCUUCACGAGACUCUCCAAAGAGGUGAUGUUCACGGAGGAGGACGUGAAGUUCUACCUGGCGGAGCUGGCGUUGGGGCUGGACCACCUGCACAGUCUGGGCAUCAUCUACAGGGACCUCAAACCGGAGAACAUUUUGUUGGACGAGGAGGGUCAUAUUAAACUCACAGACUUUGGCCUGUGUAAAGAAGCGAUCGACCACGAGAAAAAAGCUUAUUCCUUCUGUGGGACUGUGGAGUACAUGGCUCCAGAAGUGGUGAACCGACAGGGACACACCCACAGCGCCGACUGGUGGUCAUUCGGUGUACUGAUGUUCGAGAUGUUGACUGGAGCUCUGCCGUUCCAAGGGAAGGACCGGAAAGAAACCAUGAACAUGAUUUUAAAGGCUCGUCUGGGGAUGCCUCAGUUCCUGAGUGCAGAGGCUCAGUCUCUGCUCCGAGCGCUGUUCAAGAGGAACCCUGCCAACCGCCUCGGUUCUGGAUCAGACGGAGCAGAGGAGAUAAAGCGUCACGGUUUCUUCUCGACCAUCGACUGGAACAAAUUGUUCCGGCGAGAAGUGAAGCCUCCGUUCAGACCGGCCGUGGCUCGUCCGGACGACACCUUCUACUUUGACUCAGAGUUUACCUCACGGACCCCCAAAGACUCCCCCGGUGUCCCCCCCAGCGCUGGAGCCCACCAGCUCUUCAGAGGCUUCAGUUUUGUGGCUUCGAGCUUGUUAGAGGAGGAGGGUUUUGCACAGCCAGCGCAGCCCACGCCCCACCCGGUCGUCCAGCAGCUCCACGGGAAGAACCUCCUGUUCAGUGACGGCUACGUCCUGAAGGAAGAUAUCGGGAUGGGCUCCUUCUCUGUCUGCAAACGCUGCAUCCACAAAGUCACCAACACGGAAUACGCAGUCAAGAUGAUUGAUAAAACGGCCACAGAUCCUUCAGAAGAGAUCGAAAUCCUGCUCAGAUAUGGACAACAUCCAAACAUCAUCACACUCAAGGAUGUGUACGACAACGGGAAGCAGGUGUUCCUGGUGACGGAGCUGAUGCGAGGAGGGGAGCUGCUCGACCGGAUCCUCAAACAGAAGUAUUUUUCGGAGCGAGAGGCCAGCGCCGUCCUGCACACCAUCACCAAGACCGUGGAGUAUCUGCACUCUCAGGGGGUGGUGCACAGGGACCUGAAGCCCAGUAACAUCCUGUACGUGGACGAGUCUGGAAACCCCGAGUCCAUCCGGAUCUGUGACUUUGGCUUCGCGAAGCAGCUGCGGGCGAACAACGGUCUGCUCAUGACGCCCUGCUACACCGCCAACUUCGUCGCCCCCGAGGUGCUGAAGAGGCAGGGCUAUGACGAGGGCUGUGACAUCUGGAGUCUGGGCGUGCUCCUCUACACCAUGUUGGCCGGCUUCACUCCGUUCGCCAACGGCCCCGAGGACACGCCCAACGAGAUCCUGAACAGGAUCGGCAACGGCCACUUUAGUCUGACCGGAGGAAACUGGGACAGUGUGUCUGACGCAGCCAAGGACCUGGUGUCAAAGAUGCUGCACGUGGAUCCUCACCAGAGGCUGACGGCCAAACAGGUGCUGAGACACCCCUGGAUCAUCCACCGCGACAAGCUGCCCAACAGCCAACUGCCCCACCAGGACCCCUCCCUGGUCAAGGGAGCCAUGGCGGCCACAUACUCGGCCCUGAAGAACUCCCAGCCCACCCCGGAGCUCAAGCCCAUCCAGAGCUCCUUCCUGGCCCAGCGGCGCGUCAAGAAGCUGCCCUCCACCUCCCUGUAGAGACUGUCCUCCCGCGGGCUCACUGUGGGGGGCGCCGCCACGUGCACCCCCCGAUACCAGCCAAGGAACCUGUGGCCCCCCCCCCCCUCCUCUGUUCCCCUCCCCCCUCGCUCCCGGAGGUCCUGCGGGAGGCCACGGGAGGCGUCGGAACCUGAAUGUAUUUGUGCGGUGGUGCAUGGGCCACAGCAGCACCCGUGGACACAGCCAUGUUCUCUUUCUUUUCUUUUUUUUUUUUGUCGUUCGUGACUCGUCGUGGUCGCUGGAUUGGUGCCGGUGGCUUGCUGCACGCUCGUCUGUCCGCCUGUCUCUUUUUCGGUCUCUUCGUUCUUCUCGUAAAAGCUGAUCGAUCUUCGGAUUUUCAAAAAAAAAAAAAAAAACUCGCUGUCGCUUCUUGACGGCACGGCCCAGAGUUCCACCGCAAAGGCAAAAGUUUAAGAGAUUUUAGUAUUUUUCGACUUUGGAAACGCAUGGUUAUGAUAAAUAGUUCAAAGGUUUUUACUUUCAAAAUCAAAUAGAUGACGUUUUGUUUUGUUUUUUUCCAAAACCUUGUAAUUGCACUGUGCAGCAAAAUCCCUGUGUCGCUCGUUCAUUUGUUUUUCAAAAUAAAAGCAAAAAUAAGAAAAUGAAAAAACAACAAUUUUCUUCAUUAUUUGUCUCUAAAACCAAAAUGAAAAAAACUGAAUAAAAUGUGUUUUUUCAGUUUUUGAUUUUGUGGUUAAAUGAAAAAUGGAAAAAAUGGAUAACGGACUGAGCCAGGACUAAACCAGGACUAAAAUGGGACUGAACCGGGAGUUGCGGCUGUGUAGACUGUCAGUUGAUCAGGACUGAGACUGGGACCAGACUGGGACCAGGACAAGGACUGAGACCAGGACUGAGACAGGUUUAGUGCUGGUUUAGUACUGGUUUGGUCCUGGUUCAUUCCUGGUCCAAGUCCCGGUCUCAGUGCCGGUCCAAGUCCCGGUCCAAAUCCCGGUCUCAGUCCCGGUCUCAGUCCCGAUCCAAGUCCCUGUCUUAGUCCAGGUCUUAGUCCAGGUCUCAGUCCCAGUCCAAGUUCCGGUCCAAGUCCCAGUCCAAGUCCCGGUCUGGUCCUGGUCUGGUCUUGAUACCGACACUACUGUUUUAGUCCUGGUUCAGUCCUGGUUUGGACCUGGUUUGGACCUGGUUUGGACCUGGUUUA
Boleophthalmus pectinirostris (great blue-spotted mudskipper) is the source of this 3925-nucleotide messenger RNA. RefSeq names its product ribosomal protein S6 kinase a, polypeptide 1 (gene rps6ka1). The record is from RefSeq and is a predicted model, not a curated record. The transcript is spliced from 21 exons. Gene Ontology annotation, biological process: protein phosphorylation; positive regulation of DNA-templated transcription; intracellular signal transduction. Bases 451 to 2748 code for a protein of 765 amino acids. Gene Ontology annotation, molecular function: ribosomal protein S6 kinase activity; magnesium ion binding; ATP binding. Lineage: Eukaryota; Metazoa; Chordata; Actinopteri; Gobiiformes; Gobiidae.